Lodderomyces orthopsilosis Co 90-125 is the source of this 4779-nucleotide messenger RNA. RefSeq lists its product as uncharacterized. Lineage: Eukaryota; Fungi; Ascomycota; Pichiomycetes; Serinales; Debaryomycetaceae. The record is from RefSeq and is a predicted model, not a curated record. Gene Ontology annotation, biological process: maturation of LSU-rRNA from tricistronic rRNA transcript (SSU-rRNA, 5.8S rRNA, LSU-rRNA); maturation of 5.8S rRNA from tricistronic rRNA transcript (SSU-rRNA, 5.8S rRNA, LSU-rRNA). The coding region runs from base 1 to 4779 and encodes 1592 amino acids. Gene Ontology annotation, cellular component: nucleolus. The transcript has a single exon.
AUGUCGGAGGUGAAAAAGAGAAAAGUAUAUACAGCUCCAUCGGUUAAUGUAGAUCAUCAUCUUGUUGAACAACUUGGUAGCAUACAGUCUUCCUCAAAUAACUUGGAACCAAUAACCCAAUUGAUCCAACGAGGAGAUUUGGGUAGAGUAUUACCCAUUUGGUCGUACUAUUCAUCAGUUAAUAACCACAAGGAAUUCGUCGACAUAACCAAUAAGAUUAACCAUGUGCUACGCACCGUCAAUGGGAACAAAGACUCAUUUUUACCAGUACGACAAAAUAUCAUUGACAUUGCCAAAGACAUAUUAGUCAAUUACUCCAAAAUUACGUAUCGUGCGUUGAGCAGCUUGAAGCCCUCUUCAACCAACCCAACCAUUAGAUUGUUAGACAAUUUAAUCAACUAUGAUACCUUAAUAGCCCAAGAGUUUCUCAAUAGCUUUGAUUUGACACUUCCAGUAUUAUCCAAAUUGAUGACUCCAAGUAAAAUUGAAAUUGAAGAAGGUGAAGUAAACGAUCAGUUUUCAAUAAGGUCAAAUUUUAUGAAGUUGUGGAUUGAUUUAUGCUCCAAUGUUGCUUACUAUCAUCGAUUAGACUUAUUGACCAACCAUCCAAAGAUUGUCAAAAAUAUUUGGAAGUAUUUACAACUCGAUUCCAUCAACCUGUUACUGAAUUUGAUACAGUUUCUCAAUGAUAAAUUACUUGAUGAGAAUAACUUCAAAAAGGCACAAAAGUGCAAGAUACUCAAUGAUAGCUUUAUGUACAAGGCCCAUAUCUUGUUCAACAAAAUUAGAGAACCAUUUUUCCUUGAUUUCAUGACAAAGGUAACCUCUGAUGUCAAAAAUGGACUAGUAUUUACCAAUGAUAAGUUAUGGACUCAAAAUUCUGACGUUGGCGUUAUUGUUGAGGUAAAUAACAAAAAGUUCAAGAUUGCAAACAAGUUACUAUACACAUUAUUAACAAGUUUGAAACCAACGGAUUCCAACAAAGAGUUACAAUUUAUUGUCAGGGUGUUGUCUUGUUGUCAAGAAUUAAUCCCACCAUACAUGAACUAUCUUGUCCAACAUGGAGGUGGUUACCAUGACCCAUCAUUGACUUCUUGGUGGAUUUCUCAUAGCUUGUUAUACACUAAUGUGCUACAAAUACCGAUGCCCAAGUUUGAAACAAAUGUAGAAUUUAUCAAGUUCGAUGCUAGAGCCAUCACCGAGAGCAUAGUAUUUGCACCAUUACUGAAGGGAGCGUUGGUGGAAGGAUUAUCUUCUAAAACCGGAUUGACAGUGCAAUUGACUUUGCAAUUGGUUCUUUUCGUUUUAAAAAGAUUGGAACAGGUGAUUGACGUCGUUAACCUGAGACAAGAAUUGAUUAGCCUUGUAUUCAGUCAAUUGCCUGAUGUUACAUUUGUUGCACAACCACUUUCUACAAUAUCAUCGAAACUCACACAUUUGACUGCAUUGACCAUUAUUAACAAAUAUAAAGCAUUGGUACCGUCUUCUCUUAACAAAAGCUCAUUGCAGAAACUAGUCUCCACUGGAGUGUCUGAUAUCGUUUCCAAAUCAGAAUUGUCCAAUUACGACUUGUCAAUACUUGAUCUUUAUAUGAAUUUGCAAAAUCAAGAUUUUAAAUGGUGGAACAAAAACAAUGGCGCCAAUUCAUUUUACACCUCAUUGAUCAAAUUGGCAUCAAAAUCAACAAUCACUUCAAGUUUUGCUACUAAGAUAUACCACUUGCUUAACAGAUUAUCAGAAGACAAGAUGUUUUUCAAUCAGAACUUAUUGGUCACUCCAAUAAUGGCGUUAAUUUACUCAUUGGAUUCAGAAAUGACGCCAGAGUUUUGGAACAUGUUUGAUGAAGUUGUUGCUCGAUGCGUGCGUAGUCCAUACAAGUAUCUCGAUUUGGCUCAUGACAAAUACCAAGAUGAGAGUAUAUUUGUCGUGGCAAUGUUUGAACAAUUCAAAUUUUUGUUGGGUAAAGGCAAUGAUGAAGAGAAUUUAAAAUGGUUAUUCAAGUUUUUAAAGUACAUGAUAGUGCUUGGUGAGAACAAGAAUGUUUUGGCGUCUCUUGUUGAUCAAUUAGAUGUUAAUGAUUUAGUAGAGAAGUUUAACUUGAAUCAAAUGUUGACAUUUGAGUCGUCUUUGCCCAUUGACCAAGAUUCUUCGAUAAUGGAGGUAGUUUAUAACUCCUCUGUCACCCACUUGGCUAAAAACCCACACAUUAUCGAAAAGAAAUUAAUUUCAUCAAAUUUGGAUUAUUUGGCAGUAUUAUCACUCAUAAACUUGAUUCUCGAGAAGGAGAUUUUGACAACACAAUUAAUCACAAUAUUGUUCUCCAAACUUUGGAGUUUUUUGAUGAAUUCGAGCCAAUUAGCGAUUGAUUAUUUCACAUCAGAAAUGACUUGGAGGAAGCUACUUGGGGGACCACACAAUGGCGAGACUAAAUUGGUAAUCCAGUUGUAUGGAGAAACUAUAAAAUUAAUUCCCCAUUUUAGUUCUCCUUCAUUGUCAAAGUUCGUGUUUGAUACACUAUUUAGUGGAAACCUUGGUUUUAUUGAUUACAUUUGGUUAUUAAAUGAGACUCAAUCAAGAAAGCUAAUGGAUUUAUCAAGUGGAGUUCUCUUUGAGCUGGCAGUGGCUACUUGUAUUGAUAAGCACAUUAAACUCACUUUUGCUCAAUUUUGGAAAUUGUUGAAAUCCAAAGAAGCCAACAGGCUCAGUUUACUAACCCAGCUUCUUGAGUCGAAUCUGUUAGUAGUAACGGAGUCCGAUUUGAUAAAGGUUACUGACGAGAUUGUUUCUCAGCCCAAUGAUUAUGGAUUGUUGCCGGUUUUGAUUGGCAGGUCUAAGAAUGUAGCUUCUUGGUUAUUAAAAAAGAACUUGAAGGAUGGUGUUUUGAAUUGUUUGAUUGUAUCAUCAAUGGUUCAAAAUGAGAUGAACGUUCCUCCAGCAUCCAUGAAACAAGUUGUUGAAGCGAUUCAACUGAAAUUAGAUUCGAAAACGGUCGAGGAGUCAAUGUGGAAUCAAAUAUUGAUUAUAUUAUCUACGCAAGCUAUUAUCGAUCAAUCACUAAUUGAAAAAGUGUUGGAACAGAUCAAUUUCAAGCAGACAACCAACCCUUCGUUUAUUAGUUUCAUCAAGAAAGUCCCUCAAAAUGAUAUGACAAAGACAUGGCUUCACAAAUCGAUGCUAUACAUAACCAAAAGCUUUGCCGAAUCUGAACUGCUUUCACAGAACUUCACAUUAUUCGUAAACCACAUUGGAGAUUAUUUAUUUGAUGCAAAUGUUUGGAACAUGGUUCCCGCAAGUAUUUUAAACACUCAAUUGGAAGUCAUUCUUCAGUCUAAAUUCAUCUACAAAGACACCUUGAAAUACGCGGUGAAGUCACUACUUGCCUCCUCAAAAAACAAGAUUGAUUUUCAAAAGCUUUUCCAAAUCGCCUUGACUUCAUCAACUUGCUUGGAUGGUUUGCCUAGCGAAAAAGAUGCGUCUUUGAGAUACUAUUCAGCUUUGAUUAUUUACAUUCUUUACAAUUUCGAUCACCUGAAAUUGUCCAACGUGAUUAAUCUCAAGACUGUUUUGGAAAAGUAUCAAGGAUUAAAUCGUUGUGAGGAUUUGUUGCUCAAGUUUGUGUUGCAAAAGAUGGAGGCUAAAGUGUCCAUGUCGUGGAUUGCUAGUGUAUCUAACUGGGAGUUCUCAGACGAACUUCAUAAUAAUGAGUCUGAUUUGGUUGACAUGGACAAGUUGAUUACGAAAAAGAGUGAACAACUUACGGUGUCACUAAACAAAGGCGUUAUUCAAAAUUCAUUGAAUUGCAUGGAAUUGAGUCUUCCCAAAUUUGGCAACGGUGUUGAAUUUUGGCAUCAAAUUGAGAAAUUGGAAAGAGAAAAUCUGUUGUUAUCCACCGAUCAUCUUGCUUAUGAUUGUGAGUUUCUAUACAUGGUUAUUUUAAACAAUGAUGAACUUUUGAAAUAUACCAAACAUGAAGAUUCAAGUGUGACUUAUUCAUUCAAGAUCAGGAACUUGAUAGACACUGGAGUCUUGCAAUUCAUUAUUGCAAAUUUGUCCACUAUCAAAUACCUUCCAAUUGCCAAGAUCAUACUAAAUAAGAUUCUCACCUCAAUUGACGAUGAAAUAAAUGCUCAUUUCAAGGAUAAAAACAUUUUCAAAGCAUAUUUAUCCACCGUUUGUUUCACCUUACAACAACAACAAGAAAUCCCUAAAUUGGUUUGGUUUGUUUAUUCCCAAUUUGUUUCUAUAUUAGCCAAUCCAGGCCAUUUCUUGUACGAAUUGAGUUUCCGCUAUGUUCUUGCUCAUCCAAGUUUAAAUAAAUGGGAUAUUCCCUUGUAUAAUUCAAUCACACAUCCAACAGAGUCAACGGAAUGGUUUUAUCGAGAAUUGAACUGGAUAAUUGAACAAAUUACUAAUGGGCUCAGUUCAACUUUGGAUUUAUCAUUGCUUACAAAGAAUGUAAUUGAAUCGGUUCUAAAUUUAAUCAAUUCAAAGACAUUAAACAUGAAGCUUAGAGUGUCGAUUUUGAAAUUUAUUUACAGAAUACAAGAAGUUGAUCAGGGGUCGGAUUUGUUAAUUACUAGGUUUGGUGUUUUGUCGUAUUUGGAAAUGAUGAGUAAAGAAUUAGGAGAGUCAAAUGUGUUUGAUGAACAAUUGAAGGUGAAUAUAAUGCAGAUUUUGAGUCGAUUUGAAGUUAGUGUUGGUGAAAGUGAAAGAGUCAAAGACUGGACUGGUGGUCGAUUCAACGAUAACUUGAAACGAAUUUAUGACAGCUUAAUAUAG